AUGAGUAUGAUGGGUAAGUUAAAUUUCUUUCUUAGUUUGCAAAUUAAGCAAACUGAAGAAGGGAUCAUGAUCCAUCAACAAAAGCACAAAAAGGAACUGAUCAAGAAAUACAAGCUUGAAAAUGCUAAGAACAAUAGAACUCCUAUGGGUGUUGUAACUAAGCUUGAUGAAGACUUAUCUGGAACUUGCAUAGAUCAAACUAUAUACCGAGGUAUGAUUGGCUCUCUACUUUACUUAACAGCUAGUAGACCUGACAUAUCUUUUAGUGUAGGUGACUUGGUCAAUAGAAACAGCACUUCAGGUAUGGUACAGUUUUUAGGACUGUGUUUAGUAUCUUGGGGUUCCAAGAAACAAAACACAGUUGCAUUAUCUACAGCUGAAGCUGAAUAUAUAGCUGCAGCAGCAUGA
Chenopodium quinoa (quinoa) is the source of this 408-nucleotide messenger RNA. RefSeq lists its product as uncharacterized. The record is from RefSeq and is a predicted model, not a curated record. NCBI's taxonomy places the organism in Eukaryota, Viridiplantae, Streptophyta, Magnoliopsida, Caryophyllales, Amaranthaceae. The coding region runs from base 1 to 408 and encodes 135 amino acids. The transcript has 2 exons.